AUGCUUUUGCAUGAUAUUCAAGAGCUCCAGAAUCGUGUGGAAGAUUCAAAAUCAAAUGAGAACGAGUACCCGAAGACGUUAUCGGCCAUUUCCGACGCCUACAUCUUCUGUUUUGCAAUAUUCCUAGGCCAUCAUUAUUUUACAAAUAUAUUCGCUGGAAUUUUGGUGUUUUGUGUGGAGCGCACGUUCGCCUCAUUUCUCAUCACAGACUAUGAGCAGCAUCCAAGAAGCUAUAUAUCAGCGAUACUAGUGACUAUUUCAACGAUCGUCACCAUGUUCAUUUCCGCUAUGACACUUACCGAUUUCUUUUCGAUUAUCGCCAUCCUCGCAAUGACAUAUGGAAUUGUGACAUUACUCUUGAUAAUUUACGCGCUUGUCUAUUUCUACAACUAUCGCCUUCAUCAUAAGAUCACACGAACGAACUCCAAUGAUAUGUACUCGCUGGCAUUUCGCUAUCAAUUACGCGAGAAUCUCAAGGCGUUCAAGCUAGCCCGUCAAAUCGUUGCAAUUCUGAGCGGAUUCGGCGCCUUGAACGUGACUCUAUUAUGCGCGGUUUAUCUGAAUGUCAUCCCAAUACCCAUGGAUAUUGUAGUGCACUCGGUCGAGCAUGAGAUCAAUUUAAGUCCUCUGCUGUUCUGCGCCGUAGUGAUCGUCUCAUUCAACGAAUGGACGAAGGCGUUCUCGAAGCGUCUUUCGCGUUGCCGAUUCAUUCAAUUUUUCCAUUUGUCCGUUUCGAAGGCGACCGUGCAGCCGGCAAGAUCCGAAGAAACUGAAUUAUAUUUUAUGCAGCUCCAGAAUUAUUGGCUAUGA
Molecule: messenger RNA, 810 nt
Organism: Caenorhabditis bovis
Lineage: Eukaryota; Metazoa; Nematoda; Chromadorea; Rhabditida; Rhabditidae
Source: the annotation of a GenBank genome assembly